AUGGGAAGCCAGAUUCCGCAACAACAACAACAACAGCGACCAAGCAUCCUUUCGUACAAUACGGGAUGGUUGGCAAACGGCGUGUCAUGGAGCACGAGAGAAAAUGCACCAUUCCGCUUUGCUGUUUCAUCGUACAUACAGGAAUUUAAGAACUAUGUGGAUAUUGUGCAAAAGAAUGAUGAGGGGGAGUUAGUUUGCAGAGCAACGUGGAGUCACAGCUACCCACCAACGAAGGUUAUGUUUGCCCCUCCCAAGGCAGGAUCAGAUCUGAUCAUCACGACGGCAGAUUAUAUGCGACUCUGGGAAGUGAAGGAGGGGCCUCCAGAAAGCAAUGAACGCAGCGAUGAGCGACACCGAGAGGUCGAUGAUCCGCGCCGCGUUCCAUCAAAAAUGGAUCAUAUCGACUCACACGUUUCGUUCAAGAUGGCGUUCGAAUAUGGUAAACAACCGAAUGAUCUCUGCUUUCCUGUUACUUCAUGUGACUGGAAUACCGAUGACCCGAAUGUCGUAGGGUGUUGCAGCGUAGACACAACAGUGACCAUAUGGGACCUGGAAACUGGAAAAAACACGCGGCUCAUUGCACACGAUAAAGAUGUGUAUGACAUUGCCUUCGCAAAGGGAACCCAUACAUUUGCUAGCUGCGGCGCAGACGGAUCUGUCCGAGUUUUUGACCUGCGUGAAAUUGAGCAUUGUACCAUUCUUUAUGAGUCAAGUUCCCUCUUCCCGCUUCUGCGAGUGGCUUGGGACAAUUCUGAUCGGACAUACAUUUCAACAUUUGGGGUUGAAGGAACGGAGGUGAUCGUUAUAGAUAUACGCUUCCCAGCGGUAGCGGUAGCAUCGUUAAAGAGUGCAAACCCACAACCCAUUAACAGCGUUUGUUGGGCGCCAAACUCCAUGAUAAAUCUCUGCAGCGCAGGGGAGGAUGGCACAGCGAACAUUUGGGACCUUAACGAGCUACCAAACGUGGAGGCGAAAUGCAUCAUGAGCUGUAAAGUGGAGAAUCCAAUCAACAACAUCUCGUGGUCCUCCCAACACGAGCAGUGGAUAGCAAUCACAACUGGGAAUGAGGCGCAGCUACUACACGUGUAA
Trypanosoma brucei brucei TREU927 is the source of this 1089-nucleotide messenger RNA. RefSeq lists its product as hypothetical. The record is from RefSeq and is a predicted model, not a curated record. Gene Ontology annotation, molecular function: protein binding. The coding region runs from base 1 to 1089 and encodes 362 amino acids. Gene Ontology annotation, cellular component: nucleus. NCBI's taxonomy places the organism in Eukaryota, Euglenozoa, Kinetoplastea, Trypanosomatida, Trypanosomatidae. The transcript has a single exon.